This is a messenger RNA of Rotaria sp. Silwood2, 552 nucleotides long. The record is from the annotation of a GenBank genome assembly. NCBI's taxonomy places the organism in Eukaryota, Metazoa, Rotifera, Eurotatoria, Philodinida, Philodinidae.
AUGAUGAAAGAUUUAGCUAAAGAAUGUUCAGCAAAACAAUGUUUAUUACAAUUGUUAGAUGAAGAACAACAAAGAGAAUCAGAACAAGCUUUAGAAGAAGAACGUCCAUCAUCUGUCACGCCAUUUCAAUCAAUUGCUGUCAAUAUUUCAACUUUCAAAAUUUCUCCAUUAAUUGGAUAUCUUAGUGAUGCUGUUCCUUUUCUCAUAUCACUCGAGUGGUUGGUUCAUUUACUUAUCUUUAAUGGUACUCUUUAUUUUGAAACAGUUGACGAACAAACAGUUUAUUAUCAAUGUUUAAGUUUAUGUCCCAAACCUCGAUCAAUGGAAGAAGAAGAAGAAGAAGAAGAAGAAGCAUUUAAAAACGGUAGGAUUACUGUCAAUGGUUUUGUCAGUAGUUCUGAAUAUCGCCAUCAUUUGCAUUUACAUCAAGUUCAAUUUCAUUCUAAUCUACUAACAUUUAUCAAACAAAUAAUUGAAAAUCGAAAUAAUUCACAUGCAUCUAUGUCAUCAUAUGUUGGUAGUUUUAUACGCAAUUCAUUCAAACUCAUUUAA